AUGACUGAUAUAUUAGAAUCAUCAUAUAUUAACAUUGGUAAGACUCUUCUAACUGUUGGCUUAGCCAAACCACAUUUAAUUAUUUCAUCUAAAUGUGAGACAAUUAUUGAUGGAUCCAAAGAUAGUUAUUGCUUCAAGCCAGUAAGAACCACUAUUGAACAGUUCUCAUUCCAAGAUAAUCCAAAACUCACUUCAAUUGGUAGUUAUUCCUUUUAUAAUUGCACAAACCUCAAAAGUAUUGAUUUGUCAAAAUGCACAGAAUUGAUUAUUUUAGGACAGUAUGCAUUUGCUAAGUGUAACGCAGUCACAACUAUUAUUCUUCCAGAAGAAUUGCGAACAAUUUCAAGCUAUUCUAUUUCUGAACUUUCAAUAACUUCAAUAAAUAUUCCUUCUACAGUAACAAAGAUCGAAAUAUUCGGAAUUUGUUAUAUUGGAUCACUUCAUACAAUUACGUUCAGUAAAGGAUCCCAGCUUAAAGAGCUCGUUUUCAAUGCUUUUCUAGUUACAAAGUUCACAAGUUUCGAAGUUCCAGAGAAUAUUACUAAGAUUAGUGGUGUUGCAUUUAGUGGAGUGGGAACAAUGACAAGCAUCCGUGUUAAUCCAUUGAACCAAAAUUUUUGGAGCGAUACCAAAGCAGUUUACGAUAGUACUAAAACAACAAUUAUCUAUUGUGCUUCUGUUAUUGGAGAUUCAUAUGAAAUUUUACCUACUGUUACAAAAAUCAAUGAAGGAUGCUUUACGGGAUCUCGACUUAAAACUAUAAAUAUUCCGCCAGCAGUAACAGUAAUUCAGCAAUAUGCAUUCAGUUGCCAAUACUUGCAGAAUAUUCAAUUGCCACCAAACCUUACUGGAAUUCCUAAUAAUUGUUUUACAGGUACUGCUCUAACAUCUGUUAUAAUCCCAGAUAAAGUUACAUGGAUUGGUUCUAGUGCUUUUUCAAAUUGUUAUUCACUAACUUAUAUUUAUGUUCCAGAAAGUGUCACUUCUCUAGGAGGAUCCUGUUUUCCAUCAAACAAAAAGCUAUUCAUCAACAUAUCUGAAAAAUCAAAGUAUAACAUAGAUAAACAGUUAAUUGUCCUCACUAAAGACAACACUUCCAUUACUCAAUCAUUAAGUUCUGAAGCCAACAUUAAAAUUCCGUCAAAAGUAAGAAUAAUAAAGGCCGCUGCUUUUGCUAAAAGUCAAAGCUUAACAACUAUUUCAUUUGAUGAAGAUACAGAACUCAACGAAAUAGAAAAUGGAGCCUUUGAAGAUUGCACUAAACUUACGAGUUUUUAUUUUGGUUCAAAAUUACAAACAAUUAAUGCAAAAGCAUUUAAGAAUUGUCCUCUUUCAAUGUCUUUAAGUUUUUCAAAUAAAUUGGUCAAAAUUGGAAUUUCAGCAUUUACAAACACCAAAUUAACAUCACUCACAUUUAAUUCUGCUUCAGAUAUAAUAAUUGAAGAUAAUGCAUUUUCAAACUGUAUAUUGAUUCAACAAAUAUUAUUUAUCUGUACGGGAACAAUUUCAUUAGGAAUGAAUUGCUUUGGUGGAUUAACUGCACUUCAAUCUAUCCAAAUUCCAGGAAAUAUCAUCUCAGUUGGAACUAGUUGCUUCUCGAGAUGUUCUAUUAGAUUAGUCACAUUUGAUCAAAAUCGAAUUUCUUUCUCUUCACUUCCUGCAUUAAUUUUCAAAGAUUGUGAUGCAUGUCACUUGAUGCAGAAUGUCUCAGUAACACAGGUAUCACAGAUAUUGAGAUACCCGAUAGUGUAA
Molecule: messenger RNA, 1752 nt
Organism: Trichomonas vaginalis G3
Lineage: Eukaryota; Parabasalia; Trichomonadida; Trichomonadidae
Exons: 1
Coding region: 1-1752 (583 amino acids)
Source: RefSeq, a predicted model, not a curated record